UGUGAUUUCAGGUAUCGCGAUACUUUAACCUUGAUAAAUUCAUGACGUUGACUCGUUGAGCUUUUUGUACUCGUGUUUUAUUUGUUUAUCUGUCACUGAAAAGGUUUUGUUGACAAAUAGCCCAUGAAAAGCGUCGAAUCAACGCGUUGUUGAAACAUGUUGAACCCAACAGCACAAGAGGAUGGAGAAAACGGAUUCGAAUUAGUUGACAAACCAAAAGACGCAGUCAAUGAAGGUCCCACUCCUUUACCCGCCUGGAUAAAUCCUCCCACAAGUCUUCCAUUGAACUUGAUGGCUGGACCUCCUACUUUAGCCUUGCCUGUCGGGCAACUGUUUCCCACAACAAGCACCCCAACUGUCGCCAAUUCACAAUUUUUUACGCCUACAGGCUCAUCUGGACUUCAUCAACCACAAACUGGUUUGAAUCUUCCCAUUUUGCUUCCAAUUUCACCAAUCACAGAGAAUGAAACACAACAAAAUAUGGCAGCUAGUACAUCUGCUUUAGAAAUCUGUGUUCUGGAAAGCCCCACAGCUGCAAAUGUGAGGGAUAUCCUCGAUCCUCUCAAUGACCUUCCCAACAAAGGUUCUGGACUCUUUGGAUGGAUGAAAGAAGCUAUGCCAGGGAAAUCCAUUUUAGCCAAAGUGGCUGAAAAGGCUAGAAGUUCAGUAGAUACAAUGAUUACAACUUUAGAUCCCCAAAUGAAGGAAUUCAUAUAUUCCGGUGGUGAUAUCGAUAUUGCCGUCGCCUCUUCAAAAGAGCUAAAAGUUAGUUCAGUCCGAGAAGCUUUUCAAACAGUUUUUGGAAAGGCAACUGUCAAAGGUUAUGAAUCUCAAAGUGCUAGUGUGGCAGCACAACCAGUGGGAUUUGCCAGUGCGUUACAAGCUGCAAGAGAAAGGAUAACGAAUUUACGAACUGGUGGAUCAAUUCUUCCUCAGCAGCCCGUAGUAGCCGUUGAGGGAUUCGUUGUUGAACUCUUUACCGACAAUUGGUUCGAAAUGAAUUGUCUACUGUUAGAAGAUCCUGUACGUAACGUCUGCGUACAAGUGUUUUCACAGCCAUUAAUGGUCCCUGCAAACGCUAUUGCACGUAUGCGUAGUUGUACAACCGACUCAUACCCUUUACGUCAAUCUGGUUUCGCCGUUACUGUAGGACAAGCGGUUGCUGAAGAAUUUAAUGUAUCGGCCACAGAAUGGCAAGUGGCGUUAACCGGAAUCUCCCGUCGCGACAUUCUUCUAUUGGCGGCAAAGACUUUAGCCAGUAGUUACAAGUCUUACUAAUGAAAUUCCCUUAAAAUGUAGCGUUUUCAUUUUGGGGCAUCGGUGGUUUUCUGCGAAAUUGGUAUCCAUUUAAAUACUGUGUUAUCAUUCGUCACGCUUCUUUAUUGACCAUAUUAUAAUAUGGUCAUUUUUGUGGUGGGAUACUGUAACGUUUUUCGUAAUAGUUGUUGAAGAAAGGAAAGUUGCAUUUUAUCACAACUCUUCGAUCCUAUCGGCUAUCGUAUUCGGUCCUCACAUUUGAGACCCAAUCAAAUAAAGAAAAUAAGUAUUUGUACGAUUAAAUAAAAGAGAUUUAUACGAA
Messenger RNA from Daphnia pulicaria, 1579 nucleotides. RefSeq names its product protein PRRC1-like. Gene Ontology annotation, molecular function: protein kinase A regulatory subunit binding. Gene Ontology annotation, cellular component: cytoplasm. Lineage: Eukaryota; Metazoa; Arthropoda; Branchiopoda; Diplostraca; Daphniidae. The record is from RefSeq and is a predicted model, not a curated record. Gene Ontology annotation, biological process: activation of protein kinase A activity. Bases 157 to 1278 code for a protein of 373 amino acids. The transcript has 8 exons.